Molecule: messenger RNA, 2688 nt
Organism: Prunus armeniaca (apricot)
Lineage: Eukaryota; Viridiplantae; Streptophyta; Magnoliopsida; Rosales; Rosaceae
Source: the annotation of a GenBank genome assembly
AUGGAGGCGAUCGAGGAGUUGUUGCAACUAUCAGACUCGAUGCGCCAAGGCGCGGCUGUACUUGCCGACGAAGAUGUUGACGAAAACUCAAGCUCCUCCCGCAGGGCUUCCAGUUUCCUUAACGUCGUCGCUCUCGGCAAUGUUGGUGCUGGUAAAUCAGCUGUUUUGAACAGUUUAAUUGGACACCCCGUUUUGAUCGACAAUAAAUCUCAGCAAGUUUCUGCAAGUGCUUUACGGCAUUCUCUGCAAGGUAGGCUGAGUAAUGCCACAGGCAAAAGUCGAGAUGAAAUUAAUUUGAAACUACGGACAAGUACAGCCCCACCUCUAAAGUUGAUUGAUUUACCUGGGCUUGAUCAACGAAUCAUGGAUGAGUCAAUGAUUAGCGAAUAUGCUGAGCACAAUGAUUCAAUUUUGCUCGUUAUUAUACCUGCAUCUCAAGCACCUGAAGUUGCUUCAUCUCGAGCCCUCAGAGUUGUCAAAGAAUACGAUGGAGAUGGUACCAGAACUGUUGGUGUAAUUAGUAAAAUAGACCAAGCUUCUUCAGAUCAGAAAGCACUUUCUGCAGUCCAGGCUCUUCUGUUAAAUCAGGGGCCAUCAAGAGCAUCUGAUAUUCCAUGGGUUGCUUUAAUUGGCCAAUCAGUUUCAAUAGCUUCUGCACAGUCUGGAGGUUCUGAGAGUUCACUAGAAACUGCGUGGAGGGCUGAAAGUGAAAGUCUGAAGUCCAUUUUGACUGGAGCCCCUCAAAGUAAGCUAGGUAGAGUAGCAUUAGUGGAUGCUCUGGCGCAGCAGAUUCGAAGUCGUAUGAAAGUCCGGCUUCCAAACCUCCUUACUGGGUUACAAGGCAAGUCUCAAGUAGUUCAGGAUGAGUUGGUAAAGCUUGGUGCGUCAAUGGUGCAGAGUGCCGAGGGUACCAGAUCUCUAGCUUUGGAACUUUGCCGUGAAUUUGAGGAAAAGUUUCUCCAACACAUUACAUCUGGUGAGGGUUCUGGAUGGAAAAUUGUUGCCAGUUUUGAAGGAAACUUUCCAAAUAGAAUAAAACAACUUCCAUUAGACCGACAUUUUGAUAUCAAUAAUGUGAAGAGGAUUGUGUUGGAAGCGGAUGGCUAUCAGCCAUAUCUCAUAUCCCCUGAAAAGGGUUUGAGAUCUCUAAUAAAAGGUGUUUUAGAGCUUGCAAAAGAGCCAUCGCGUCUUUGCGUGGAUGAGGUACACCGUGUCCUGGUCGAUAUAGUUUCUGCUGCUGCAAAUGCUACACCAGGUCUUGGAAGAUACCCUCCUUUCAAGAGGGAGGUUGUGGCCAUUGCAAGUGCUGCGUUGGAUGCAUUUAAAAAUGAAGCUAAGAAAAUGGUGGUUGCACUGGUAGAUAUGGAGCGUGCUUUUGUGCCUCCCCAACACUUCAUUCGCUUGGUGCAAAGGAGGAUGGAGAGGCAGAGAAGAGAGGAGGAAGUGAAAAAUCGAUCCUCAAAGAAAGGACAAGAGGCGGAGCAAGCAAUAAUGAACCGGGCGACUAGUCCUCAAACAGGGGGUGAGCAAGCUGGUGGAAGCUUGAAAUCAUUGAAGGAUAAGGAUAAAUCUGGUAAGGACAGCAAAGAAGUACAGGAGGCAUCUGGUUUGAAGACUGCAGGUCCGGAAGGAGAAAUAACAGCAGGUUUCUUGUAUAAAAAAAGUGCCAAGACUAAUGGGUGGAGCAAGCGAUGGUUUGUUUUGAAUGAAAAGACUGGAAAGCUUGGCUACACCAAAAAGCAAGAGGAGAGACACUUUCGUGGUGUCAUCACUUUGGAGGAAUGUAAUAUUGAAGAGGCUUCUGAUGAGGAAGAACCACCUCCAUCAAAGAGUUCGAAGGACAAGAAGGGAAAUGCGUCAGAAAAAGCACCCAGUCUUGUGUUUAAAAUUACUAGCAAAGUUCCAUAUAAGACAGUUCUGAAAGCGCACAGCGCUGUUGUGUUGAAGGCUGAGACCGUGGCAGACAAGAUUGAGUGGAUAAAUAAGAUUGGAAAGGUUAUUCAACCUUCUAAAGGACCACUGAGGGGUGCAACAACUGAAGGUGGUCCUACCAUGCGACAAAGUCUUUCUGACGGUUCUCUUGAUACUAUGACUCGAAGACCUGCUGACCCUGAAGAAGAACUUCGGUGGAUGUCUCAAGAAGUUCGUGGAUAUGUUGAAGCUGUUUUGAAUAGUUUGGCUGCAAAUGUCCCUAAGGCAGUUGUUCUUUGCCAAGUUGAAAAAGCCAAGGAAGACAUGCUAAAUCAACUAUAUAGUUCUGUCAGUGCACAAAACACAGUGAAGAUUGAAGAGCUGCUUCAAGAGGAUCAGAAUGUAAAGCGUCGGAGGGAGCGCUACCAGAAACAGUCCUCACUACUUUCCAAACUAACACGCCAACUUAGUAUUCAUGACAACCGAGCGGCUGCUGCCUCCAGCUGGUCCAAUGGUGGUGGUGGUGCACCAGAAAGCAGCCCAAGAUCAAGUGGUGCAACAGGUGAUGACUGGAGAUCUGCCUUUGAUGCUGCCGCCAAUGGUCCAGUUGACCGUAAUUCAUCUAUAUCUAGGUCUUCAUCCAAUGGCCAUAGUCGACAUUAUAGUGAUCCAGCACAAAAUGGUGAUGUGAACUCAGGUUCAAACUCUGGUAGCCGUCGCACUCCUAAUCGGUUGCCACCUGCACCACCAGGUUCUUCAGGCAGCAGAUACUUUUAG